AUGUCGGUGGCCGCUGCGCUGCGCUGCGACGUAGCGACCCAUGCAUGUAUGAUGCUCGAUUGCAUGCAAAUUGGACUACAUGGGGCGCUGUGGUCGGCAGAUGGGCGCAUGGCGAUGGUGCUAGAGCUAGUGCUGAUGAGACGAAACUGCAGACCACAGAGGGGCGAGGGAUUCGCCGCUCACACCAUGUUCUACCAGUAUCAUGGCUUCGGCACAAGACAGUCUAGUCAGCCUGGUUUGGCUUUCGCCGAGACAAGCUUCGCCGGUGAGAGUGAAUGA
This is a messenger RNA of Akanthomyces muscarius, 279 nucleotides long. RefSeq lists its product as uncharacterized. The transcript is spliced from 4 exons. Bases 1 to 279 code for a protein of 92 amino acids. NCBI's taxonomy places the organism in Eukaryota, Fungi, Ascomycota, Sordariomycetes, Hypocreales, Cordycipitaceae. The record is from RefSeq and is a predicted model, not a curated record.